AUGUCACAAGGUACAUCAUCAAAUGAAUAUGUCAUAGGGCAUGUUACUGAUAAUCUAUCAGAUAAAGCUAGUGAAAUGACAGUAGUAGAAUAUAAAAAAAUUGGUGAAGGAGCCUUUGGAACAGUUGUUGAAGCCAAAUUAAAAUUUAAUGAUGGUAGACAUAAUAAUCAUUGGUUAGGACCAUUUGCUAUAAAGAGAGUACCUGCACAAACUGAAUAUAAAUCAAGAGAAUUAGAAAUAUUAAGAGUUGUAAAUCAUCCAAAUAUUGUUAGUUUAAGAUUCUUUUUUGAUAAAGAAAGUUCAAAUCCUAAAGAUAAAACAUUAUAUCAAAAUUUAGUUAUGGAAUGUCUUCCAUCUAAUUUACAAAAUGAAAUUAAGUAUUAUAAAUUAUCUAAAUUUACUAUACCCUAUCCUCAUAUGAAAGCAUAUUCAUUUCAAUUAGCAAGAGCUAUGCUUUAUUUACAUGGAUUUGGAAUUGCUCAUAGAGAUAUAAAACCUUCAAAUAUUUUAGUUGAUCCAUCAACUGUUACUUUAAAGAUUUGUGAUUUUGGUAGUGCUAAAAAAUUAGAAUCUAAUCAAGAUUCUGUUAGUUAUAUUUGUUCAAGAUAUUAUAGAGCUCCUGAAUUAAUUAUUGGAUGUACAAGAUAUACAACUCAAAUUGAUAUUUGGGGUUUAGGAUGUGUUAUUGCUGAAAUGUUUUUAGGUAAACCAAUUUUUCAAGGUCAAGAACCUGAUUUACAAUUAAAGGAAAUUACUAAAUUAUUAGGUCCACCAUCAAAGAGUUUCUUUUUCCAUAAUAAUGAAAAUUAUAGAGGGAAUAUGUAUUCAGCUAAAACUUUUACAUGUACAAUUGAACAACGAUUUAAACAAAUCUUUGCCAAUUGUCCACCUGAUGCAAUUGAUUUAUUAAUGAAAAUAUUAGUAUAUAGUCCAUCAGAAAGAGCAAGUCCAAGACGAGUAUUAAUUCAUCCAUUCUUUCAAGAAUUGAAAAAGAAUGAUUUUUAUGUUUAUCCUCGAGGAUCAGAUAAACCAAUAAGGCUUAAUUUAUUUAAUUUUAGUGAAUAUGAAUUAGGACUUUUAGGAUCUCUUAAGGAUGAACUAUUACCUACAACAACUUAG
Molecule: messenger RNA, 1119 nt
Organism: Scheffersomyces amazonensis
Lineage: Eukaryota; Fungi; Ascomycota; Pichiomycetes; Serinales; Debaryomycetaceae
Product: serine/threonine/tyrosine protein kinase
Exons: 1
Coding region: 1-1119 (372 amino acids)
Biological process (GO): protein phosphorylation; signal transduction
Cellular component (GO): cytoplasm
Molecular function (GO): protein serine/threonine kinase activity; protein serine/threonine/tyrosine kinase activity; ATP binding
Source: RefSeq, a predicted model, not a curated record